CUUUUUAUUUUCACUUGAAUUGUAAUCAAAAGUUCCCAUCCCAACGCUGAUUCACAACCUUUCACCUUCAUGAAAAUUAAGGUUAAAUCGUGGACCAUGGCUGCGUAUUGGGCGUGGGAUGUCGAAAAGGCCGAUGUGUGUGGUAUUUGUCAAGUUGAAUUUGAUGGUUGUUGUCCUGAUUGCACCAUGCCUGGUGAUGAUUGUCCUCUCAUUUGGGGCGAAUGUACACACGUAUUCCACUUGCAUUGCCUCAUGAACUGGUUCCGUAAAUCAACCAAGGGAGAACAUUGUCCCAUGGAUCGAAGUGUCUGGAAAACAGCCGCAGCACCCAUUUAGUUCCGAUCAGUCAAUCCAAUGUCAAGCAAUACGCCCAACACUCAUUCGACCUCAUAUACGUCGACAGUCAUUAUUACACGUGAAUACACCAGCAUUUCCGUUUUCAAGCGAUCCCUUCAUCUUUCUCUUGUUCAAGAGCAGCUCACCAUUUCACAUUCGCGAUUCCAUGGAGGGUAACCAGACCCUUUCCCCUUUUCCUUUCUCUAUCUGCAUCUCUACCUCUUAUCUAUCCAAGACUUAUCCUUUUGCUAUAGUCUAUUUUUCUUCAUCAUCCAAUAAAGAUAAUUUAUUGUGUGCUCAAUGCAGAU
Radiomyces spectabilis is the source of this 644-nucleotide messenger RNA. Its product is annotated as anaphase-promoting complex subunit 11. NCBI's taxonomy places the organism in Eukaryota, Fungi, Mucoromycota, Mucoromycetes, Mucorales, Radiomycetaceae. Gene Ontology annotation, cellular component: anaphase-promoting complex; nucleus. The record is from RefSeq and is a predicted model, not a curated record. Bases 70 to 336 code for a protein of 88 amino acids. Gene Ontology annotation, molecular function: ubiquitin protein ligase activity; zinc ion binding; cullin family protein binding. Gene Ontology annotation, biological process: anaphase-promoting complex-dependent catabolic process; protein ubiquitination; positive regulation of mitotic metaphase/anaphase transition. The transcript has a single exon.